Messenger RNA from Caenorhabditis elegans, 2158 nucleotides. It is a transcript of the gene pha-4, whose product is annotated as Defective pharyngeal development protein 4. The transcript is spliced from 8 exons. Bases 1 to 1521 code for a protein of 506 amino acids. NCBI's taxonomy places the organism in Eukaryota, Metazoa, Nematoda, Chromadorea, Rhabditida, Rhabditidae. Gene Ontology annotation, molecular function: DNA-binding transcription factor activity; sequence-specific DNA binding; DNA binding. Gene Ontology annotation, biological process: regulation of DNA-templated transcription. The record is from RefSeq and is marked reviewed. Gene Ontology annotation, cellular component: nucleus.
AUGACAUCGCCAUCCAGUGAUGAGGACAUUAUUGAUAUAAGGGUCAUCAAAGAGGAGCCAGAGUCGGAACCUGACUCUGAAGCCGAGCCAGCCACAACCACGAAUUCAACGGAUUCAGAAGAUUCUGUGGAACAGGAAAAUAAAAAGUUAUUGGAAACCGAGAAGAAUCGAAAACGCGAGCAGAAACAUAAAAUGUUGCCAAAUGGAACCACUUCUGGGACCUCCGACACGGGAAAUCAGGUGCCUGCCACGUCGUCGGCUGCUUCAAGUGUAGACUAUACGGCCAUGAACGCUCAGGACUAUCUGCCGACGUAUUCUAAUACUACGUUAAACUACCAACCAUAUCAGUACCAGACUGCUGCCAAUGGACUUCUGAACUACAACAACUACAGCCAGUAUGCCACUGCUAAUCAGCUCGGAUCGAACUACAUCAGCCCAGCCAAUUUCAUGCAAGGAGGAGGAAUUUCACCUCUUGGUUUUACCACUGGCACCACCGGAGCCACCACAGCGGCCGCUUCCGUGGCCACGUCGUCCGCCUCAGCGGUCAUCGGAAGAAGCAAUGGACGAUCAAGCUCGACGGUUGCUGCAUCGCCAGCCGAUAGGUCUUAUUCUGGUGUAAGCGGAGGGCAAGGCCAAGAACUCACGAUUCAGGAAUUUGAAACUGUCACGGAAAAGAUCAGAAGACAUGGAACUUAUGGACAAUCGAAACCUCCAUACUCUUACAUUAGCUUAAUUACUAUGGCAAUUCAAAAGUCUAAUUCUAGACAAUUGACAUUGUCUGAAAUCUACAAUUGGAUCAUGGAUUUGUUCCCUUACUAUCAGAACAAUCAACAAAGAUGGCAAAACUCAAUUCGCCACUCCCUCUCCUUCAAUGAUUGCUUUGUAAAGGUUGCCAGGUCCCCUGACAAGCCUGGAAAGGGAUCCUUCUGGACUCUUCACGAGCACUGUGGGAAUAUGUUUGAGAAUGGAUGCUACCUCCGUAGGCAGAAGAGAUUCAAGGUCAAGGAACGUGAGCCAUCGAGAAAGAAGAGAAAUGCCAACUCCCAACAAUUGCAUCAACAACAACACAUUCCAAAAAUGGAAAUCAAAGAAGAGGAUCCAACAUCCAUCACGACCACAUCAUCACUUGGUGCUUAUUCUCUGAUCCCUCAAAUUUCUACAAAGAAGGAGAUCAAGGAAGAGCUGAAAGCUGUGCAAGAUGCAACUGCAGCUGCUGCCAAUCUUGGCCUAAUUGACCCAUCGGGAACGCCGUCGGCUGUUAAUCACAGUCAACCUACUUCAGUGAUCUCAAGUGUUGGCACACUAGGAACCACGCAAGCACAGAUGACACUCAAUGGUCAAUACGCGUCUCCUUACCUCUACAGUUCGGAUUUUGCCACAAUUCUCCCACAAUCCCAGAAUUUCCUGAACAACACACUCUACAACACAACGAGCAGUUAUCCAGGAAUUGACUACACCAACGGAGUAUACCAGAAUACUCUUUACAGCUCCACCAACCCGAACUCGGCCGCCAACCUAUAAAUCUCCAAUUCACACGUUCUCCUUUUAUUGGAACAGGGCAUAGGAUACUGCUGAUGCUAAUACCGUGAAAAAAAUGUUCUAUGGAUGGAAAAUGAUUAUUUUUUGCGAUCCUCCUGCCAUUGGUUUCAACCGGCGUGCUUGUGUCACCUCAUCGUUGUUGUAAAUACUGUUGAGAAUUUAUAUUCAUUCUUCGUCCCAUGUUCUCUUUUUUUAAACUGAAUUUGAAUUUAUACUGGUUCCCCUCUACCAGAUGCCUUAACUUUUACCAGAAAUUGAUUUUUAUUCCUCCAUGUGUAAAAUCAAAACUUUACCGGUUCCGAAUUUAAUUCUGAAUGUUUUCUGCAAUAAGUAUACACCUAUCAAUAUCAACAUAAUAUUCCCCAAUGUUUUUGAUGAAUUUAUUUUUUCCACAAUAGAUAUGUUCCAUUUUUAUCCGCAGGGACUUGACUCCUCUUUUCCAUGUUUUCCAGGCUCCUUCUACUUUAUGACUUCCUAAAUGUCUUUGUAUCUAACACUAUUCACUUCUUUCCAAAUUCUCUCCAUUUUCUCAUGGUAUUUUGUUUUGAGUUUUUCAUAUUUUAUUGAAUUUGUAUUUUCUUUAUUAUCGUUUUAAAUAAAAAAUUUGUUAAAUCUAAAA